Messenger RNA from Osmerus eperlanus (European smelt), 4328 nucleotides. RefSeq names its product protein NLRC3-like. Gene Ontology annotation, biological process: intracellular signal transduction. Lineage: Eukaryota; Metazoa; Chordata; Actinopteri; Osmeriformes; Osmeridae. Gene Ontology annotation, molecular function: protein binding. The record is from RefSeq and is a predicted model, not a curated record.
GUUGGUUUCCCUCUUCCUCUUAUUCUGCGCGUCAGUUUCAGUAUCACAGCUCAAUAAGAGAAGCGCUUCUCAACAGGAAAUGUCCACUCCCAACCUGCACUCAUAAAGAGAAGACGCAAUACAGAAAUGUUCACAUCUGCAUUGCAUGGACUUGGUAGUUAAUGCCUUCAGAACAUCACUUCAAUACAGAGCACCCAGAGAUCCUCAAGACUGAAUCAGAUAAGAUUAAAGUCAAAUAAGGAAAUGUUCACAUCUGCAUUGCAUGGACUUGGUAGUUAAUGCCUUCAGAACAUCACUUCAAUACAGAGCACCCAGAGAUCCUCAAGACUGAAUCAGAUAAGAUUAAAGUCAAAUAAGUGAUCCACAAUGGCCACAAGUAAUAAAACGCACCUGUUGAAAACUCUGGAGCAGCUUGGGGAAAAGGAGCUGAAGACGUUUAAAUGGUACCUGCAGGAUAAAGUUCUGGAUGGGUUUGAUCCCAUCCCAAAGAGCAGGUUGGAGGGACCUGCCAGAACAGACACAGUGGAUAGGAUGGAGGAGACAUACACACUGGAAGGAGCUCUGAAGAUCACUGUGGAGAUCCUGAGAAAGAUGGAUCAGAAUAAUCUUGCUGAGCGGCUGAUGGGUGUCAGUGGUGCUGAGGAGGCUGGUGGGAACAGUUCAACUUCCUGUCUUCCUCAGGAAGUCCAGGGUUCCUCCAACACGACUGAGACUGGAGGCCAUGCUGCUGCUCCUGGUGGAAACCCCUCAGAGCCUCAUGAGGAAGCAUCCCUGAUCCCACAGCAAAGCACCUCCUCACCAACACAACUCUAUGAAGACAAAGAGCGAGAGACAAACAGGAGUGGUGAAGACAAUGGUGUUCUUGAAUUAAUCGAUCAUUUCAAACUGAAACUGAAAGAGAAGUUUCAAGAAGUUUUUGAGGGCAUAGCUAAAAAAGGAAACGCAACUCUUCUCAAUAAGAUCUACACAGAUCUCUACAUUACAGAGGGUGAGAGUGGAGAGGUCAAUAAAGAACAUGAGGUGAGACAGAUUGAGACAGCAUCCAGGAAAUCAGCAAAAACAGAAACUGCCAUCACAUGCAACAACAUCUUUAAACCCUCAGCUGGACGAGACACAUGUAUCAGAAUUGUUCUGACAAAAGGAGUUGCUGGCAUCGGAAAAACUGUCUCUGUGCAGAAGUUCAUCACAGAUUGGGCUGAGGGACUAGCCAAUCAGGAAAUCCAGUUCAUCUUUCCUCUCCCGUUUCGAGAGCUGAAUUUGUUGGAUAGAGAAAAGUUCAGUUUGAUGGAUCUUCUACAUUACUUUUCCAUGGAAAUGAGAGAAUCUGGAAUCUCCAAUUACAACGUUCUGUUUGUCUUUGACGGUCUGGAUGAGUGUCGACUGCCCUUAGCCUUCAAGAAGAAUAAGAGGUGCUGUGAUGUCACAGAGUCCACCUCAGUGGAUGUGCUGCUGACCAACCUGAUCAGAGGAAACCUGCUUCCCUCUGCUCUCAUCUGGAUCACCACUCGACCUGCAGCAGCCAAUCAGAUCCCUUCUGAGUGUGUUAACCGGGUGACAGAGGUACGAGGGUUCAAUGACCCACAGAAGGAUGAGUACAUCAUGAAGAGAUGCAGUGAUGAGAUCCUGGCCGAGAGAAUCAUCUCACACAUCAAGGCAUCAAGGACUCUUUACAUCAUGUGCCACAUUCCAGUCUUCUCCCUAAUGUGUGUGACUGUCCUAGAGAACAUGCUGAAAACAGAGAAGAAAGAGAAGAUGCCCAAGACCCUGACUGAGAUGUACACACAGUUUCUGGUGUUGCAGACCAUACAAAAGAAAGUGAAGUAUGCUGGGAAAACUGAGACAGAUUCAGACUGGGAUGAAGACAGCAUUCAGAGUAUUCAGUCACUGGCAAAACUGGCCUUCCACCAUCUGAUCAAAGGCAACCUGAUUUUCUAUGAGAAAGACCUGACAGAGUGUGGAAUUGAUGUCCGUGAUGCCUCAGUGUACUCAGGAGUGUUCACACAGAUCUUCAGAGAGGAUCGUAAAGUCUUCCAGAAGAAGGUGUUCUGCUUUGUCCAUCUGAGCUUUCAGGAGUUUCUGGCUGCUGUGUUUGUGUUUCUCUCAUUCAUCAACAACGAUGAGAAUCUGAUGUCUAAGAAUCCAGUACCUUCCAGUUCCAACAAACUGUUGGCUCUUUUCAGAGAGAAACCAGAAGUCCGAUUCUACAAGAGUGCUGUGGACAAGGCCUUGCAGAGUAAGAAUGGACAACUGGACCUUUUCCUCCGCUUCCUCCUGGGUCUCUCAAAGGAGUCCAACCAGACUGACUUACAAGGCCUACUGACUCAGACAAGAAGCAACACACAGAGCCAUGAGAAAACAGUCAAGUACAUCAAAGAGAAGAUCAGAGAGAAUUCCUCUCCAGAGAGAUGCAUGAAUCUGUUCCACUGUCUGAAUGAACUGAAUGACCAUUCUCUGGUGGAGGAGAUCCAACACUACCUGAGCUCAGGAAGUCUCUCCAGUGAGAAGAAGCUCUCAUCUACACAGUGGUCAGCUCUGGUCUUUGUGUUGCUGACUUCAGAAGAGGAGAUGGACGUGUUUGACCUGAAGAAAUACUCCAGAUCAGAGGAAGGUCUUCUGAGGCUGCUGCCAGUGGUCAAAAACUCCAAAGCUGCUCUGCUGAAUGACUGUAACCUCUCAGAACGGUGCUGUGAAGCGCUGGCCUCAGCUCUCCCCUCCUCAGAUCUGACAGAGCUGGACUUGAGUAACAACAACCUGGGGGAUUCAGGCAUGAAGCUGCUCUCUGCUGGACUGGGGAAUCCACUCUGCAAGCUGGAGACACUGAGGCUGUCAGGCUGUCACAUCACAGAGGAAGGAUGUGCUUCUCUGAGCUCAGCUCUGAAGUCAACCUCAUUCCUGAGACAACUGGAUCUAAAUAACAAUGAUCUGAAGGAUGCCGGCAUGAAGCUGCUCUCUGCUGGACUGGGGAAUCCACUCUGCAAGCUGGAGACACUGAGGCUGUCAGGCUGUCUGGUCACAAAGGAAGGCUGUGCUUCUCUGGCCUCAGCUCUGAGGUCCAACCCCUUCCACCUGAGGGAACUGGACCUGAGCUACAAUCAUCCAGGAGAAAAAGGAUUGAAGCUGCUCUCUGCUAGACUGGAGGAUCCACACUGCAGACUGGAGAAACUCAAUGUGGAUCAUGGUGGAGAGUGCUGGAUCAAACCUGGCCUUUUGAAGGCCUGGAGACAUGCCUGUGAGCUCACACUGGACCCAAACACAGCAAACAGAGAACUCUCUCUGUCUGAGGAGAACAGAAAGGUGACAUGGAGGAGAGAGAAGCAGCCGUAUCCUGAUCACCCAGAGAGAUUUGAGGACUGGGAACAGGUGCUGUGUAGAGAGGGUCUGUCUGGGCGCUGUUACUGGGAGGCAGAGUGGAGUGGAGGAUGGGUUUAUAUAGCAGUGACUAAAGGAAUCAGCAGGAGAGGAGGGGGUGCUGACUGUGUGCUUGGACACAAUAACAAGUCCUGGAGUCUGGACUGUGAUGAUUACAGUUACUCUGCCUGGCACAAUGAUGAGAUCUGCCAUACCUGCCCCCCCCCCCCCAGCUCCCACAGAGUAGGAGUGUAUCUGGACUGGCCGGCCGGCACUCUGUCCUUCUACACAGUCUCCUCUGACACACUGACCCACCUGCACACAUUCCACAGCACAUUCACUGAGCCCCUCUAUCCUGGGUUCAGGGUUCAUGGCUCCUCAGUGUCCCUGUGUCAGGUAGAAUAGCCCACACACACUCUCACACACUGUGCUCACAUAGAUGUCAUUGAAGAUUGAACUGUACAGUUGGAAUUGAUAUCCCAGAGUGUUUGUAAAUAUUGCUGUGUGUAGAAUGUUUGUUUUGUUUUAACCUUUAGAUGUAAAUAUUACUGAUAUUAAAUAUUAUUAAUAUCUCUAAAUAUUACCGACGCUUCCACCAGAGUGAGUUAUUUUUCCAAAACGGAAGCUAGCUAGCUUUAGUUAGCUUCCGUUACCUAGCAACCUAGCAUAAUACUCGUAGCAAUGCUACUACCUGCUAGUGUUACUUGUUAGCCUCCUAAUUGUACAUUUUGAAGCCGUACUACAGCGUUUGUCAUGUCGUUUUUGUCUGUCGGAAAAUAGUCGGUUGGAAUGUUCAGAAUCACACGUGUGACGUUACUCUGUGGGGCUUUCGAACUAUCGCACACGUGUGAUGCUGCUCCUUAACGGGUUAAUUGUUGACAAACAACAAUCCUGUCUUUGAUCUCAGUCCCACUGAAUGUGAUGAACUAAAUAGUGUCUUAGUGACUAAAUAAGGAGAAAUAAAGAUGUUUUAUACAGGA